Molecule: messenger RNA, 1028 nt
Organism: Cucurbita moschata (crookneck pumpkin)
Lineage: Eukaryota; Viridiplantae; Streptophyta; Magnoliopsida; Cucurbitales; Cucurbitaceae
Product: protein LIGHT-DEPENDENT SHORT HYPOCOTYLS 10-like
Exons: 2
Coding region: 194-733 (179 amino acids)
Biological process (GO): mRNA transcription; response to light stimulus
Cellular component (GO): nucleus
Source: RefSeq, a predicted model, not a curated record
AGGGUGGCCCAUAACAUGUCUAUUCUAUUCAAUACCCUCCAUGAUUUGAUUUGCAUCUUCUUCCACUCACUCCCACACUCUUCUCCCUAUUGAUUUCACCACCAAAUUUCAAUUCUCCCAACAAAAUUUUCCUUAUUUAGCAAAAUAAUCUUCAUCUUUUCAUCCAUUUCACUUCAUCAUCCACCAACAAACCAUGUCUUUCGAAGGAGCAACCAAAGAUUUCUCUGAAGGAUCUUCAUCAACCUCUUCCCCUCAGCCUGGUGGAUCAAUACCAAGCCGAUACGAGUCCCAAAAACGAAGAGAUUGGAACACAUUCUGCCAAUACUUGAAGAAUCAAAGGCCCCCAGUUCCUCUUUCCCAUUGUAGUUGUAACCAUGUUUUGGAGUUUUUAAGGUAUCUCGAUCAGUUCGGCAAGACAAAAGUUCAUGUUCAAGGUUGCAUGUUUUACGGCCAGCCCGAGCCACCUGCCCCUUGUACUUGUCCUUUAAGACAAGCUUGGGGCAGUUUGGAUGCCCUUAUUGGGCGCUUGAGAGCUGCUUAUGAAGAAAGUGGUGGCUCCCCGGAGACUAACCCCUUUGCUAGCGGUGCAAUUAGGGUUUAUCUUAGGGAUGUGAGAGAGUGUCAAGCUAAAGCAAGAGGAAUUCCUUACAAGAAGAAGAAGAAGAAGACUACCACCACUAAUCAAUCCAAAGGAGCUGAAGAUUCAACCUCUAUGAUGCACUUUGUCCCUUGAUCAUUAUGGAAGUAGAGGAAGGGACACGAGAUUGAGAGAAGAAAUGAAUAAUUCUUGUUCGGAGAAGUUUAUAUAUAUAUAUAUAUGAUAUAUAUAUUGUGAAGAGGAUUGAAUCUGUAUCAAAUUUCAUUAAAGCCAUUAGUACUUUAUGAUAUCAGAGAGUUUUCAUUUCCUUUUGCCUUUUGAAUUUUCAGCUUUUAAAAUUGCCUUUGGUAUCACAAAACUGAUCUAAAUGUACGUAAUUUGCUGAGCUUUGUAAUAUGUGUGCUGUGCUGUGCUGCAUCCCUCUUUUGUA